This is a messenger RNA of Pipra filicauda (Wire-tailed manakin), 5284 nucleotides long. RefSeq names its product cullin 5 (gene CUL5). Gene Ontology annotation, biological process: protein ubiquitination; SCF-dependent proteasomal ubiquitin-dependent protein catabolic process. The transcript is spliced from 19 exons. Bases 315 to 2657 code for a protein of 780 amino acids. The record is from RefSeq and is a predicted model, not a curated record. Lineage: Eukaryota; Metazoa; Chordata; Aves; Passeriformes; Pipridae. Gene Ontology annotation, cellular component: Cul5-RING ubiquitin ligase complex; SCF ubiquitin ligase complex. Gene Ontology annotation, molecular function: ubiquitin protein ligase binding.
GUGGGCCCGGCCCCUUCCAUGGAGCCGCGGCCGCCGAGCGCCGCCCGGGCGGACGCCGCCAUGAGGCUCUGAGGGGCGGCUGCGUGCGGAGCGCCCGGCCGGUCCCAGCGCUGCCGAGCUCCCCGAGCCUCGCCGCGGGGCAGAGAAGCCCAACGCUGAGGCCGCCGCCGCUGCUGCUGCCGCCGCCGCGGGUCCGGCCGGGCGGGAGGGCGGCCCGGGGCCAUGUAAAGCGGCAGCGGCCGGGGGGAGCCGAGCCGAGCUCGGGCAGAGGAGCCGCCGCCGCCGCCGGCCGGGAAGGCCUCGCGGGGGGGAUCAUGGCGACGUCUAAUCUCCUAAAGAAUAAAGGUUCACUUCAGUUUGAAGACAAAUGGGAUUUCAUGCGCCCUAUCGUUCUGAAACUUCUUCGUCAGGAGUCUGUCACAAAACAGCAGUGGUUUGAUCUGUUUUCAGAUGUACAUGCAGUUUGCUUAUGGGAUGAUAAAGGUCCAGCAAAAAUCCACCAGGCUCUGAAGGAAGACAUCCUUGAUUUUAUUAAACAGGCACAAGCAAGAGUGCUGAGUCAUCAAGAUGAUACAGCUUUACUGAAGGCAUAUAUAGUGGAGUGGCGCAAGUUCUUCACGCAGUGUGAUAUUUUGCCCAAGCCAUUUUGUCAACUAGAGAUUACUUUAAUGGGCAAGCAGGGCAGCAACAAAAAGUCUAAUGUAGAAGACAGUAUUGUCCGAAAGCUCAUGCUAGAUACGUGGAAUGAAUCCAUAUUUUCCAAUAUAAAAAAUAGGCUUCAGGACAGUGCAAUGAAGCUAGUUCAUGCGGAAAGACUAGGAGAAGCUUUCGACUCUCAGCUCGUUAUUGGAGUUCGAGAAUCAUAUGUUAAUCUUUGUUCUAAUCCUGAAGAUAAACUUCAGAUAUAUCGGGAUAACUUUGAAAAGGCGUAUUUGGAUUCAACAGAGAGAUUUUAUAGAACACAGGCUCCUUCUUAUUUACAACAAAAUGGUGUACAGAAUUAUAUGAAAUAUGCAGAUGCUAAACUAAAAGAAGAGGAGAAAAGAGCACUACGAUAUUUAGAAACAAGACGUGAAUGUAACUCUGUAGAAGCACUAAUGGAGUGCUGCGUCAAUGCCCUGGUGACAUCUUUUAAAGAGACUAUUUUAGCUGAAUGCCAAGGCAUGAUCAAACGAAAUGAAACAGAAAAGUUGCAUUUAAUGUUUUCACUGAUGGAUAAAGUUCCGAAUGGCAUAGAACCUAUGCUAAAGGAUUUGGAAGAACAUAUUGUUAGUGCUGGACUGGCAGACAUGGUAGCAGCUGCUGAAACUAUUACUACUGAUUCUGAGAAAUACGUAGAGCAAUUGCUCACGCUAUUUAAUCGGUUUAGUAAGUUGGUUAAAGAAGCUUUUCAAGAUGAUCCAAGAUUUCUUACUGCAAGAGAUAAGGCAUACAAAGCAGUUGUGAAUGAUGCUACAAUAUUUAAACUUGAAUUGCCAUUGAAGCAAAAGGGUGUUGGAUUGAAAACACAGCCUGAAUCCAAAUGCCCUGAGCUUCUUGCUAAUUACUGUGACAUGUUGCUAAGAAAAACACCACUAAGCAAAAAACUAACCUCUGAAGAAAUUGAAGCAAAGCUUAAGGAAGUGCUUUUGGUACUUAAAUAUGUACAGAAUAAAGAUGUUUUCAUGCGAUAUCACAAAGCUCACUUAACAAGACGUCUGAUAUUGGAUAUAUCAGCUGAUAGUGAAAUUGAAGAGAAUAUGGUGGAAUGGCUCAGAGAAGUGGGAAUGCCAGCAGACUAUGUAAACAAGCUGGCCAGAAUGUUCCAGGAUAUCAAAGUGUCUGAAGACUUGAACCAGGCCUUCAAAGAAAUGCACAAAAAUAAUAAACUUGCUUUACCAGCUGACUCUGUGAACAUUAAAAUUUUAAAUGCUGGCGCCUGGUCUCGAAGUUCUGAAAAAGUGUUUGUCUCACUGCCCACGGAAUUAGAAGAUCUCAUCCCAGAAGUCGAAGAAUUUUAUAAAAAGAAUCACAGUGGUAGGAAACUCCAUUGGCACCACCUCAUGUCCAAUGGAAUUAUAACAUUUAAGAAUGAGGUUGGCCAGUAUGACUUGGAGGUAACAACAUUUCAGCUAGCUGUGCUGUUUGCAUGGAACCAAAGACCCAGAGAGAAGAUCAGCUUUGAAAAUCUGAAACUGGCGACUGAACUCCCUGAUGCAGAACUUAGGAGGACUUUAUGGUCUCUUGUAGCAUUUCCAAAGCUGAAACGUCAGGUUUUAUUAUAUGAACCUCAAGUCAAUUCACCCAAAGACUUUACAGAAGGAACCCUCUUCUCGGUGAACCAGGAGUUCAGUUUAAUAAAAAACGCUAAAGUUCAGAAAAGGGGCAAGAUAAAUUUGAUUGGUCGAUUGCAACUUACUACAGAGAGAAUGCGGGAAGAGGAAAAUGAAGGAAUAGUCCAGCUAAGAAUAUUACGAACCCAGGAGGCUAUCAUCCAAAUAAUGAAAAUGCGGAAGAAAAUUACUCAUGCCCAGCUUCAGACUGAACUGGUAGAAAUACUGAAAAAUAUGUUCUUGCCACAAAAGAAAAUGAUAAAAGAGCAAAUUGAAUGGCUUAUAGAGCACAAAUAUAUCAGAAGAGAUGAGUCAGAUAUCAACACCUUCAUAUAUAUGGCAUAAUUUGAGGACUCUGCAGGAUGCUGAGAACAUAAAUGGAAGGGUGCUUGGACAGACAGCUGCAACAGUUUGUGCUGCAGAAGGACUUGUUUUGACUUUUGUUACGUAUUAAAAUCCCUGCCUUACCUUAACUGAGGACUAUAUUUUGCCAAUCUCAUUCAGCUAGCAUGAUGGCAUUCCCUUCAUGUUGCACACUUCUAACAGCAUGCUGUUUUGUGGGAAAUUUGCAUUCAUGAAGAGCCCAUUGUGAACUUUUUAAAGUAGAUUUGAUUUACACCCACCAGGAAGAAUACAGGUUUGGGUUUUUAGAUGACCAGUACUUGCACAAGGAAAAAAUAUUCAAAUAUUCAUGCACUGAGGAACUGCUAUUAGUUUUGUUUUGGGUUUGUUUUUUUGUUUUGUUUGGUUUUGGUUUUCUGGGGUUUUUUUAAAUGCAAUUAGGACUAGAAGUAGCACUUUCACUUUUGUGUUUUGGAUCAACAAAGUAAUGUACUGUCCACCUUUGAUCCUUUUUAUGUAAUAACAUUUGAGACACACAAACACAUGCAUCACAACUGAUACGUAUUUGUUACAGUUAAAACCUAUUGGCUAGAGCAGUGCUUCAAUCUAGUAACUGGAUUUUAAUAAUUGACACAUUAAGUGACACAAAAGUAAUUCCAAGUCAUGGGUGAUAUUUUUCGCUAAGCAAGAGAUCAUUGUUUUUAAGUUGUUUCCUGUAAACGAGUGGAUAUGUGUUAUUUGUUACCUUAUUUGGACAGAUGAUUUGCUACAAUCCUUUUUGAGAAGGUAGAGGUUCCUUGAAUGAUACUUCACUCUAAAAGCAGUUUUCAUGGGAGGGUCUGCUAUACUGAACAGAAAUACUAAGUGUAUUUCCUUGUACAUUUAAUAUUUGUACUCCAAAUAUUUAGGUAUGACUACAUAUAUCUGGAUGCAUUAAAGAGUAAUUGAUGCACAACUCCCCCAGAAAGAGAAUAACACUUGAAGAUCCCUGUACUGUUUCCUCAGUGGUAACUUUUAUAUACAUGCAAGGUUAAUCCAAUUGGACUAGUCAACAUCUUUAUACAAAAAAAACGCUCUGCUUUUUAUUUUGUAACUGAUAGAGUAGGAAAUAUAAUUCUGAUGAAAAUGGUGAAAAGCUAAGGAAAAAUACCUUCUUUAGUGUAUGCGGAGAGAGUGCCAAAUACACAUCAGGAAUUUCAACUUCCUAAUGUUACCUCUUCUAUUUUGAAUCGUCUGAAGUAGUCGUUUGGCACUGCCUGCCUCUCUGCUAUUCUGAAAUGUCCCAGCAUGUACUGGACUGAUACCAUGAAUCACAGGAGCAGAGUGCCUGUCUUAAGACAAAAGGUAAGUUGCGCUUUACUCAGUUCUGUAUGAAUAUUUCUUGUAUAAAUCGCCAAUGUGCGAUUUUUUUUUUUUUUAAUUAACCAGUUAAUUGAUCUACAACAUCUAAAGGCCUCAUCUUCUUUGAUGAUGAAAGGGGGAAGAGGAUACAAUUAACUUUAGUCAAAAAAGAAAGCCUUCCAGUAAGUAAGAGGAGUUCUACUUCCACAUGGUUGCAGUAAAGUAUGCAGUAAGAGUGGUUUAAAAGCAAACUCUCCAAGAAUGGCUGUUUGCACCCUUAAACAGGCUACGUGCUCUAUUACUAAUGUAAAUGCCAGUGUGACUGACUGAGAACAGUAUGUACUUGGACAUCUGUUUGAGUAAGAAAUUUUCGGUAGUGAGGGUUUCAUGACCAAGAGACGGAGAGAAAUCAAGGCCUGGCCAAUUACAAUUGGUUGAAAUCCUACAGCUUGUGUUACAUGCUUUUAUUGAUACUCAAAAGUAGAUGCUCUUUAAAAAUAUUGCAUCUUUCAUGUUGGCCCUGUGGUGUUGCAAUUCAGAAUCAAAAGCAAGUGGUGCUCUGAGUAGUUAACCAAUGAAAUUAUUUGAACGUUAGAAAACAAAAUUCUAAUAAAAAACUUUGUGCUGCAAGACUUUCAGUCUUUGUAACUUAAAAGUAAUAAAUGCUUACUUGGGAUAAUUGGGGAAAACAUGACAGUCUGAGCACACUUCUCAACGAGAAAAAUUUCCACCCUUAACCAGAGAAGAACAGGUGUGGAAUUGUCACACAGAAAGAGCUGCAAAGGGGAUAAUGCUGAUUUUGAAGCCAUCGGUUUAGAUUUGAGAGAGAAGUUUAAGAGACUGCAUUUCAGGUGCAACUGUUUAGGAAGCUGGAGUGUAUGCAGAAAGCAACAGGUUGCUGAAAGCUAAGGAGCUACACGUUCCCUCAACUAAUAUAUACAAUACAACCUAAUUGUUACCUAAAUAAUUCUCAAAACCUGGGAUGCAGAAAUAGAAUUGGUAAUGUGCCUAUGACAUGGUCAUUUUUCUUUAAAUAUGUUCCAGAAAUGGAUGUCGGGUUUUUUAUUAAAUCUGAGACUCACACCAGCAAAUCUGUUAAAGAUGCAGAAUCACGUUUAGCGUCCUUCAUCAGGUCACUUUCACCAAUUUGCACUUAAAACUAGUAUCACUUGGGGCACAGGGAGAAACCUGGGGUAAACUGUUCUUUUGGGGAGGGUAGAAUUCAAAACUAUUCUUCACUUGCAAUAUUGCAACAAUGCACUUUUAAGGCUGCAAUUUUUAGCUAUGAA